Hippopotamus amphibius kiboko is the source of this 1454-nucleotide messenger RNA. RefSeq names its product zinc finger protein 33B-like. Gene Ontology annotation, biological process: regulation of DNA-templated transcription. The transcript is spliced from 5 exons. Lineage: Eukaryota; Metazoa; Chordata; Mammalia; Artiodactyla; Hippopotamidae. Bases 24 to 1334 code for a protein of 436 amino acids. The record is from RefSeq and is a predicted model, not a curated record.
UAGCAGUCUUUAUCCUGCUCAGAAUGAGCAUUGCUUCCCUAAUAUCACCACAUCCAGAAGGCCUCGCUAUGAUGGUGAAAGGUCUGGACCAAGUUUCUGAAAAGAUAGCUGUACAUUCAGCCCUCUCUGUACUUUCCCAAAAGGAACAGAAAAAGAACAACUCCCAGGGACCAAUUUCAUUUGAGGAUGUGACUGUGAACUUCACCCAGGAGGAGUGGGGUCAGCUGGACCCUGAUCAGAGGACCUUGUGCAGGGAUGUGAUGCUGGAGAACUACAGCAUCCUCAUCUCACUGGGGUAUUGCAUUACCAAACCAGAGGAGAUCUUCAAGUUAGAGCAAGAAGCACCAUGGAUAUUAGAGGAAGAAUUUGCAAGCCAGUGUUACCCAGGAGAAUUGAAAUUUGAUGGCAUAGUAAAGAGCAAAGAAAACCAAGACAGACAUUUAUGGCAGGCUGCAUUUAUCAAUAACAAAAAAGUAGCUACGGCAAAAGAGAAUGUGUUAAGAAAACCAUUUAAUUUUUGCAUAGACUCUAUUCCUUCCAGAAAAAUGCCCAGUAAAUAUAACCUAGGUGGAAUCAGUUUAGAAAACAUGUCAGAGUUAACCACUAAUAAUAGAAACUAUUCAGGAAAGAAAUCUGAUGAUACCUAUGGGUGUGAGAAAUUGCUUCCUGAAAUUAAUCAUGAGAAAACUCAUACUGGAGAGAAACUUGAUGAAUUUAAUAAAAAUGAGAGCACUUGCUAUCAUAAUGAGGAUUUUAUUCAGCAACAAGAGAGUCACAGUGUAAAGCAACUAUUUGAAAAUAAUGAACACAUUAAAGCCUUCCACAAUAAUGCCGUCUUCAUUACUCAAGAGGGAACUCACACAGGAGAGAAACUCUGUGAUUAUGAUGAAUGUGAGAAAACCAUCAGGGAUGAGUCAAACCUCAUGUUAGGUCAGAUAAUUUACUCAAGGAAGAAUCACUAUAAACUUAAUGAACCUGUGAUAAGUCAGUCCUUUGGAGGAAAUGUCAUAGACUUCACAUGGGUGAGAAAUACCACGAGUGUAAAGUAUGUGGGAAAGCCUUCUUCCAGAAGUCAAACCUCACAGUACACCAGAGAACACACACAGGAGAAAAACCAUAUCAAUGUAAUGAAUGUGGGAAAUCUUUUUACCAUAAGCCAGCCCUCACUGUACAUCAAAGAAUUCAUACAGGCGAGAGACCCUAUGAGCGUACUAUGUGUAGGAAAACCUUCUAUCAGAACUCAGCUCUCCGUCAACAUCAAAGAACACACACAGGGGAGAGGCCUUAUAAAUGUAGUGAGUGUGGAAAAUCUUUCUCCCAAAAGUCAGACUUAACUGUGCAUCAGAGGUCUCACAUAGGAGAAAAAUCUUAUGUGAUGAGUGUGAGAAAUCCUUCAGUAUAAAGUCAAAACUCACUGUACACCAGAGAAUACACUCAGGGGAGAAGCCCUACGA